AUGGAACAGAAUCAAGCAGCCGAGACCACACCUACUAGACCUCGUCGCAUCCGCCUGCACCACCCAGGCCGCUUCCGAAACGUCACCAUAGGCCUCAUGAUCGCCACCAUGACCGUCUUCGGCAUCCUCGUCAUGGUCGCCCUCGCUCACACGCCCAAGGUGAACAAUAACGAAGUCUUCAACAACACUUCGACCAAAGGCGGCGACUACACCACCACAGCCGUCAUCACCGUCACCGCUGUCACCGAUCAGGUGCCUACCGUGAUGGUCCCCGACCGAGAGGAGAGUCUGGUCCUUCCCAAGGUCCCCGAGAUGAACGGCAUGCCCGUCGUUACCCGUGGCCCCAUCUCGAGUGAUGCUGCGUCUGUCUAG
Colletotrichum phormii is the source of this 372-nucleotide messenger RNA. RefSeq lists its product as uncharacterized. NCBI's taxonomy places the organism in Eukaryota, Fungi, Ascomycota, Sordariomycetes, Glomerellales, Glomerellaceae. The transcript is spliced from 2 exons. Bases 1 to 372 code for a protein of 123 amino acids. The record is from RefSeq and is a predicted model, not a curated record.